AUGAACUGUGCGCCCAGGUCCUCCCCGACUCAGCGGCCCAGCCUUCCGCGGCCACCUUUGUGGACUUAUGGGAGGGAGUCCGGGGCGCCUCCCUGGAGAGGAAUCGGUGUUUGUCACCUGGUCCUGGUGGUGCUGAGCCUCUGGCCAAAUAGAGCCAUUGCCCCUGGGCCACCUUCUGGCUCCCCUCGAGUCUCUUCAGACCCUCGUGCAGAUCUGGACAGCGCUGUCCUCCUGACCCGAUCCCUUCUGGCAGACACUCGGCAACUAGCCGCACAGAUGAGAGACAAAUUCCCAGCGGACGGAGACCACAAUCUGGACUCCCUGCCUACCUUGGCCAUGAGCGCUGGGACACUGGGAUCCUUGCAGCUUCCAGGUGUGCUGACAAGGCUUCGAGUAGACUUGAUGUCCUACCUCCGGCAUGUACAAUGGCUGCGCAGGGCAGGUGGUCCAUCCCUGAAGAUUCUGGAGCCAGAGCUGGGUGCCCUGCAAGCCCGGCUGGACCGGCUACUUCGUCGUCUACAGCUCUUGACAUCUCGCUUGGCUUUGCCCCAGGCAACCCCAGACCAACCCACGGUCCCCUUGGGCCCUCCUGCUUCAGCCUGGGGAAGCAUCCGGGCGGCUCAUGCCAUCUUAGGAGGCUUGCACCUGACCUUGGACUGGGCUGUACGAGGCCUGCUGUUGCUGAAGACUCGGCUGUGACUCAAGACUGAAAGCCACCACCGAUAUCAUCUUUUAAAGCCACAUUUUUAUUUAUUUAUUUAUUUUGUUACUUGGGGGGGGGACUGAUCAUCAGGGGCAUGCCACACCCCACACAAGCCGACACCCAGCUAGAUACAUUUCCAGGAGACCUGGGUGAAGAGGGGGGGA
Messenger RNA from Microtus ochrogaster (prairie vole), 867 nucleotides. RefSeq names its product interleukin 11 (gene Il11). Gene Ontology annotation, cellular component: cytoplasm. The record is from RefSeq and is a predicted model, not a curated record. Gene Ontology annotation, biological process: positive regulation of cell population proliferation; positive regulation of MAPK cascade. Gene Ontology annotation, molecular function: cytokine activity; growth factor activity. NCBI's taxonomy places the organism in Eukaryota, Metazoa, Chordata, Mammalia, Rodentia, Cricetidae.